CAUAAAUUAAAAUUAAAGAAACCAUCAUAAUUGCCGGGAACGUAAUAGUUCCAGUGAAUUUUGAAAAUUUAAAGCCGACAAAGCGAAAGGGGCGAGUAUUCGCUUAAACAAGAGCUUUCUGGUGGGGGAAGAAGCUCGGGUUAACAAGCAAAGUUUGCCUCGGUAAAAGUGGAACUCCAUAAUUUUAUUCUCAAAUUUCUGUUAUCUUAUAAUUAAGAAAAUUUUAAGCGAAUAUUAGACGUGCUAUAUAUACUUAAGUAAACAGCGGAUUUUUAGUUAAAUUUAUAUAACGACUCUAAAAGGGGCAAUUUUCUCGAUUAAGUGGAGCGGAAAAAAAUUUAAUCAGUCAAUCAAUUAUACGGUUAACACAUGAAAAAAUUUAAAGAGGAAAUGUUUAAGAGCGGACGCGUACGUAUAUAAUACAAGUAUAAUAAUAUUAAAUUAAAUAAAAAAAAAUGCAAAUAAUUCAAAACCCAAUUUAAAGCUAAGUCACAUCGCGUGAAAAGCUCACAUUUAAUGGAAAAUGCAUACUUUCUACUUGGCAGUAUUUUUAUUUUCUGUUACUAAUGGUUUUGGCCCACCGAAGGAUCCGCGAUCGAUUUUAAAAGUUACCAACGUAUACCUAUGUCCGAAUCACGAAAACGUUUUAAUAUUUGACAAAAGAUAUCUCGACAAUAUUGACGACGAUGGUUACAAGAAGUUCAGUGGUGAACUGGAGUUACCGUCCGAUUUUGAUGCGAGUUGGCAGUAUGAAUUAAAAGUUGACAGGAUGGAUGGCGGCGACUGGCAGGAAGACGUUUAUAACAGAGAGGGUCAGCUUUGCGAAGAUGUAGAGACCUACUUUGCAGAUGCCUGGAAAAAAGUUGGCAGCACCUUAGAUCCACCUUUUGAAUCAGAUUGCAGCGUUAAAGCGGGUGUGCAUAAAAUCACCGAUCUGCAAGUCUUAAAGGAAGAAUAUAAAAUUCCAAAUGUUAUGGUUGGGAGUGUAAGGGUAACUUUAAAGCUCUUUGAUACAUCAGGCGAUCAAGUGUUUUGUGGUGUAUUAGAAGGUCAAUAUGUAUAAUCAUAUGAUACUAGCAAUAUAGAAAUAUAGUAUUUGA
This is a messenger RNA of Anthonomus grandis grandis, 1100 nucleotides long. RefSeq lists its product as uncharacterized. The coding region runs from base 524 to 1063 and encodes 179 amino acids. NCBI's taxonomy places the organism in Eukaryota, Metazoa, Arthropoda, Insecta, Coleoptera, Curculionidae. The record is from RefSeq and is a predicted model, not a curated record. The transcript has 4 exons.